Diplodia corticola is the source of this 594-nucleotide messenger RNA. RefSeq lists its product as uncharacterized. The transcript has a single exon. The coding region runs from base 1 to 594 and encodes 197 amino acids. The record is from RefSeq and is a predicted model, not a curated record. NCBI's taxonomy places the organism in Eukaryota, Fungi, Ascomycota, Dothideomycetes, Botryosphaeriales, Botryosphaeriaceae.
AUGGAUACGGUAAAUGCAAUGAUAUGUUGCAUUCCGUGCACUGGGGAGCCACCAGAUCAACAGUGGCACGUCGGGACAGCAGACGGUGACAUUGCAGACAGAUUUGUCGAAACGCUUCUCAAAGCAGAAAAGCCGGGAAAAAGUCUUGACGAUGAACUGAAGGAUGUCAUGGGAACCACAGGCAUGAACUGGCGAGAGAAGUUGGGGAAAACCAUACUGGCCAAACUCGAGCGCGCCAUCGUCAUUGGCGCCCAAAUGUCUUCCGGAAUGAAAGAGGCGCUGGACAAAAGCAUUGCUGCAGCAGAGGGAUUCGCCAAGGAACACCCUGUUUACACAACGCUGAUUGCCAUCGGCGUGCUGGCCGUGCUCUCGCCUUGGGUUAUUGAGGCGCUUGGGUUCGGUGAACUCGGCCCGAUCGGAGGUGAGAUUGUCCUCGGAGAGCAGGAUAUGAGUUUCUGGCUGACAACCAGUUUCUGUAUAGGAAGCUUCGCAGCGGCAUGGCAAAGAUCAUACGCAGGCUACGUGGAGCGAGGGACUUUGUUUGCGUUCUUCCAGCGCGUUGGGAUGGUCUGGAGACGGUAUCCCAAGACAUGA